This is a messenger RNA of Octopus bimaculoides (California two-spot octopus), 4782 nucleotides long. RefSeq lists its product as uncharacterized. Gene Ontology annotation, molecular function: transmembrane receptor protein tyrosine kinase activity; protein binding; ATP binding. The record is from RefSeq and is a predicted model, not a curated record. Gene Ontology annotation, biological process: cell surface receptor protein tyrosine kinase signaling pathway; positive regulation of kinase activity; multicellular organism development. NCBI's taxonomy places the organism in Eukaryota, Metazoa, Mollusca, Cephalopoda, Octopoda, Octopodidae. Gene Ontology annotation, cellular component: plasma membrane; signaling receptor complex.
UCUUUGCAGAGGCGAAGAGAAGCCACAGUCGAAAUAUCUUACUGUUUCAAGAAGUUCAUGGUUUUUACACUGAAUAUAUUGGACAACAAGAGAAAUAAUUAUCUUGAUGAAAACAAAAAAUAUUUCAAUGGAUUCCCAUUAUUUUAUCAUGUGGAUUUUCUUCAAAUAUUAUCUAUUUUCGGUGGUUGGUGCUAAUUUAACCAAUGAAGCAGACGACCUGCAAUCUGCUGUAGUGAAGGCUCGUUGUACAGCUCUUUGUCUCGCUAAGUUUGGUGUCCAGCAGUCAAUGGAAGGAGAAUUAGCUACAUACAACCUUUACCGACCAUUUUACUGUCAAGAUGACAUCUGCCAUCAGGCUCUCUUACCAUGUCAUUGGAAGAAGAAAACUGAAGCAACAUGUCUGAAAGAUUGCCCUUCACAGCAAUGCCGUAAAACAUGUGCUUUGAUUCAGUAUUUGAAGGAAUGGAUCCACAACAACGACAGAAUUCAGGAAAUGGGAACUUUGUCUUCUGCGAACCAUUCCACUGGCAUUCAAUUUAUUGGGCCGAACAUCAUCUGUAAACAAGACAUGUGGUGGACUGACCAGUUAUUCCUUCAUUCUAUCUACUACAUUUACUGGAAUAUUACCUAUAGCCACAAACAGCCUUCCCCUGGACCUAUUGUUGUUCUGGUCUCGGUGAAACAAAACGAUGACCAAAAAUGGCAUGUUGUGGCAAAUACCAGUCGUCCCCUUUUCCCAGUGAAAUUGGACAACAAUAUGAGGUACUCUCUACGCUUGACAGCUGUCAGCCAGCAUGGUGUUGUUGGUAUGGGCUCAACAACAUGGACAACACACAUACCAGACCACCCCUUACCACAACCCAUCCACAAGCUGGAGCUGAUGGGGCACACCCUGAAUGAAGACACUAUUACAGCCAAAAUAAAAUGGCAAACGAAACGAGACCAAAGCUGUUUCUAUAAACUCAAAUGGACCUCCUCCACUAAGGAGUUCAACUCAAAGAACCUUGGGUUGCCCCUCAAACCAGAAUAUACUAUAAAGGAUCUUCACUUCUCUGACCGCUACAAUUUAUCUCUGAUGGCCACUAACCAGCAGUUUAACCAGUUCAGUAGUCCAGUAAAUUUAUCCUUCACCACACCCUCUUGCUUCACACUCACCAAUUUUAGCUACACUCAUUGUGCUCCAGAAUCCGUCCGUAACCUCCAUUCCUGGAAAGCAGAAGUCAACAGAAAUGGAAGCAACAGUUCAAUUAUCCAUAUUAAGUGGAAAGCGCCUGCCCACCUCUCAAACAGAAACCCAAUCACCGGAUACUUGGUCUCUUGGAUGAAACUGGUGCCCCUUCUACAGGCACCUUACAUAAAACCAGACAGGGCUAGAAUUCAACUUCCACCAGGGGCCCUUACCUGUGUCCUAAAAGGUCUACAACAUGGCUACCAGUACAAAGUAACUGUACAGACAGUCUCCAAAGGGGGCCUCAGUCAACCAAAUGUCAUUCUGCUGCAACCUGACAAUGUUAUGGCAUUGGAUCCUGUGGAGAGGAGGUUUGUGGCAACGCUCUAUCCCUUUGAUGUAAAAGUGUCCACCCUACUUACCAUGGUCAUCCCUAUCUCACUGAUGUUGCUGGCUUUAGUGGUCACUCUAAUGUUUCUCUUGAUUAACCAUCACAAGAAUGUCCAUUCUAUUUGUGGUAAAAGUCACCAUACAAAGGACAUUGAGAAACCCCGCUGUGCGAAAAGGGUCCCAGCACAACCAUCCCUACAGUGCAAAGACUCUUAUGUACUGGACCCGAAUCAAGUACACUUGAUGGAUGUGAUUGGUGAAGGAGCCUUUGGGAAGGUGAUGCGGGCUAAAUACAUCAGUUCUACUUUGCCAGGUAUCAAGACUACUGUUGCUGUCAAAAUGUUGAAAGACAAUGCCAGUUACAAUGACAAAAAGAUGCUGUCCUUUGAGAUUAGUGCCAUGAGGGAUCUUGGUUCCAACAGACACAUUGUCAGUCUCAUUGGUCACUACUGUGUUAGGAACCAACCGGUUCUGGUGUUGGAAUAUUGUCCACUGGGGGAUUUACAGAAUUACCUGAGGAAGUUCAGGGACAAGGACCCCCACACUGCUAGAACCACCCAAUAUGGUUACCAGAAUGAUCCUGGGCCUGGCAGCAGCAACCAUUUGAAAGAAUUUCCAGAAAUGACAUUCACUACAAUGUUGUCAUACAUUCGACAGAUUGCCAUUGGGAUGGAGUAUCUCUCAGCUCAAAAGAUCAUUCACAGGGACCUAGCCGCCCGCAAUGUACUGGUAUCUUCCCAUGAUUUGGUCAAACUAUGUGACUUUGGGCUGGCCAGGGAUGUUUACGAGAAUGACUUCUAUCACCUGAAAAGCAGACAGAAACUUCCUUAUAAGUGGAUGGCCAUUGAAACAUUGAAAGACCAAAUAUUUACUGUGAAGAGUGAUGUGUGGUCCUUUGGUGUGGUAAUGUGGGAAGUGACUUCGUUUGGCAGUUGCCCCUAUCCUGCUUUAAAUGGCCUUGAACUCUAUCAGUCUCUUGAGCAAGGAUAUCGCCUGUCCUGUCCUCCAAACUGUUCACCAAAACUUUAUUCCAUAAUGAAGAAUUGUUGGCACAGAGAAUCAACCAUGCGUCCUGGGUUUUCAGAAUUACGCUGGAGUGUUGAAAAACUUAUGGAAGAAGAGAAUUGUUACCUUCAAUUAGAGAGCAGAAGAGAAUGUAGUGCUGUAGAUGGCACUGUUGCAGCCAGCCCAUUAUUGGAAUCAAACAAAUCCUCUAAUUGUAUCGAGAUGAAGGCCACCACACAGGAGGAUUACUUGUCACCUGACAUGAGUCUACAGAAGCCUGAACCCAGGCGGUAUCAAGUUGUUGAGAGACAAAGGGUUGUCACUACACAUGUCUAUAAGUCACCAGAUGAUGUUACCUUGAAACACUGUAUAUUUCUUCCCAAAUCUGUCUCUGUCAAACUCUCAACUCUGACCAGUUUGAAAUAUUUUCAAGAGAAAGUUUACGAUUCUGGUUUUGGAUAAAGAAGACUGUUGGAACAAAUUUAGCAAUCUUUGGCAAAAUAUAUACCCUUUUGCCAAGUUAGUGAAAUAUUUAAAAUGUUUACAGUUGGAUAGAUAGACAAAUAUAACAAAAUAAUUUGACAAAAAAAAAUGUGAAUUUUUAAUUAUUUUCUGAGAUUUUACAAAAGCAACAAAAAUAUAUUAAAAUUUUCUUUUUCUUUUAGUUUUCAAGUUCAAAUAUUUUAUUUGAGAAGAAAAUGGAGGAGGGUUUUAGAGAAAGAUUUGUCAGGUUUCAUCUUUUUUUAGUUUUUAAAACAAACUUUCGAAAAAUUUCUAAAGAAGAAAGUAAAGAAAACUUUGUAUUUCUUUAUUUUAGCAAUUAAUGUCUAAGUUUAUGUUUCUUCAAGCAAAUAAUCCUUUAAUGAGUUGCUUGAUUAAUUAUAGAUUUCGAUGAACUUUGACAUUGAUGUUAUAUAUUUUAGCAUAAAUUUAGAGUUUGUUGGGGAGAGAAAUGAAAUCGUAUUAUCAUUUUCUGAGAAAGUUUCAUGUAAAUAUUUUCAAUUUCUUUAUUUGUAAGAUCUCCGAGAGAAGUCCACAACUCUCCUGUACGACCUCUUACUUUUACAUCUCUUUUAUUACACGUGUAAAUAAUUCUCUUCAUUUUUACUGAUGGAAUUUUUAGUCCUUUGUAAAUUGUAAAAAUAUAGAAACCUUUUCUUUUUAUUAUUCCAUCCAUGCUUUAUAAUUAUCAUUUUAGCCAUAUCUUUUUAUAAUUUCUUCCAAAUAUUUUUAAUAUUUAUACUUUUGAUAUUUCUUUUAUGUAGUUUUUAUAAUUUCUCUCAUUAUUUUUACAUCAUUUCUCCUGUAUAUUUUAAUAUUUUUGCCAUGUCAUUUUAUAUCUUUCAUGGUUUUAAUACUUCUUUCUUGUCUGUUUUUUUCCCCCUAUUUUUUCUUUAUCUUUCAUUAUAUCUUUUCUAAUUUACAAAUUUCGACACAUCUACCUCCCCACCCACUUUAUUUAAUUGAAAUAUUCUUAAUUUCAUUUUCUUUACCUUGUCCAAUGUGGACAUUAAAACAACCACACCUACUUGAUGUAGAUCAGACAAAGACAUGACAUUUGUUGAGUCAUCGAUGAAAACAAAUUUCAAUUCAUUUUUUAUUUUUGGUUUGAUUGGAUCCUGAAAAACUACCAAAAAGAAUAAAUAAGAUGAAAUAAAAUAUGCUACAAUUUGUAUUUCGGUUGACGAAAGUCAAAACCAUCACAUUUUAAAGAAGAGCUCUAAACAAGGUGGGGUAACAAGUUACUUUUAAAGAUAUUUUGCCAUUGAAAUAAGUUUAUGACUCAAACUCUAUUGACCAAUCUUUAUAUUGUUUGUAUUCCCACCAAAUUUACACGUAAGGUUUGAGUCUUGUUGUUGAUUUAAUUAUUUUUAGAUUGGUUUAACAAACUUCUAUAUCCAACAAAGAUCAGUGUUUGUGCCGGGCUUUUUGAUGUACAACAAAUGUUUUGUUACAAAUUAACUUUUCAAUGUCUGCUUCAUCAGGUUUCAUUUUAUUAUUAUUAUUAUUAUAGAUGAGUGAUUAUCAUAUUUCCAGAAACUUGGUUUCUGAAAUAUCUUUCACCUUUAAACUGUAGCAAAAAUAGAUUUGGUGUGGAUACUUCUGAAAUGCUGGCUGGACAAGGUUUUACUAACGCUUUCUCUACAACACUGACAAUUUUUAUUUCUUCAAAUAAAAUAUUUGAACCACAUUUGAUUAGAAUAAAACCAGUGAAACAG